Cucumis sativus (cucumber) is the source of this 1427-nucleotide messenger RNA. RefSeq lists its product as uncharacterized. The transcript has 2 exons. The coding region runs from base 588 to 1070 and encodes 160 amino acids. The record is from RefSeq and is a predicted model, not a curated record. NCBI's taxonomy places the organism in Eukaryota, Viridiplantae, Streptophyta, Magnoliopsida, Cucurbitales, Cucurbitaceae.
UGGUGCUUGACGCUCAUUCUUUUGAAUUGCUGUGUGUGUCUUUUCUUCUCCCCUAUUGCUUCCUUUGCUCUACUCAUAAGGUUAUAUUAUUCUCGAUUUUCUCGUAAUGGUAUCCACUCGCAAAGGCAAUUAUCGUUCCUCCACUUCUCCAUUGCUUCAGGUACGGCUGUCUGUCAAAGUUCAUCCUAUAAUAAUCCAUCGUCUCGAUCUACAAAUGCUUUGUUGCCUCCUUCAAAGCAAAUCAAGAUGAUACUUUAGUGGUGACCUAGGUUACGCAACAUUAGCCUUGUGGAUUCGCAACCUAAACAAGGUGCCUCUUCACCCUUGCAUGGUGCGACUUCUUCAGUUUGAGCCUUUUGUGGCUCCUUUUGCUUCUCGACCCUCUACUUCGGAUUCCCCUACUUUGAAUAGAUCUACUCGCCCUUCUGUUGAUCCUUAAGUUUCUACUUCUUGGUUGUUUUUCGAGUACCAAAUGGUUGUUUUUCAGUGUGUUAUGAUCAUGAGGCGCCUCAUGUUAAUUCUGAUAUGUCUAGUGUGGUAUCUAAUUCCUCAUAUGAAAAUCACAUUGCUAUUGCUCGACUUGUGCAAUGUACUUGAAGGACUUCUAUUACAUCUCCUCGUCGCUCUCCUCAUGGUUCCUUUCACCCCACAGAGAAGGUUUCUGCUACCUCUGCAAAUUUUCUGCUCCAAAUGUUGAUGACUCUACCCCUGACGUUACUAUCAAAACCACUGCUCUUGGCAUUCCUGACCCUACGCUUGUGAAUAAUGUUGCACCCCUUAGUUCAUCUGCUCAUGUAGUGGGCACUCCUACUUCAACAGAAAGGGUGUCUCCUUCAGUUAGUUCUUUUGUGCCUUCACCUCCAAAGCCUCCACGACGUCCUGUUUUCAAGGGUAAAAAAGUUAUCAUUACAAAGGUUGGAAGAAGAAAGCUGCCACCAAGUUUCCUUUUGUUCCAAUUGAUGGGGUGUCAUUCCAUUUGUAGGAUAAUGUCCAAAAAUGGAAGUAUGUGGUCCAACGAUGCAUUGCAAAUAAGGUUUGUCGCCUUUGUGAUGGGUGGCUUUUCGACAUAAACUGUGAGUUUGAAUCUUCAUGGAGUGCACAAGCUGGUGUAUCUCUAAUCUUGGUGAGUUUAUCACCCGUGGUAUCUGACUAUUGAGAUAGUUUAUGGUUGAAAAAGUAGAAGCGAAGGGGUCGUAAAUGGUCAACGAAUCAAUGUUUGACAGCUAAACCGCUUUGUGAUAUCUAAUUUAGGGGGAACAUACCCUGGUGUACAUGAGACAAGUUCGGUCUAGAAUACUCCAAGGAUAUAGUAUCGGUAAACUUGGAUUGACUGUGUACAUCAUUAUUAUAUUUUGAUGUGUAUACAUUUGUCAAUAAUCAUGUACUUAUAAACUAUUUCAUAAGGCAAUAUACGAUCUUUUUCUAUC